Messenger RNA from Pecten maximus, 3009 nucleotides. Its product is annotated as cystathionine gamma-lyase-like. The transcript is spliced from 12 exons. Gene Ontology annotation, molecular function: pyridoxal phosphate binding; cystathionine gamma-lyase activity. Bases 123 to 1301 code for a protein of 392 amino acids. Gene Ontology annotation, cellular component: cytoplasm. Gene Ontology annotation, biological process: transsulfuration. The record is from RefSeq and is a predicted model, not a curated record. Lineage: Eukaryota; Metazoa; Mollusca; Bivalvia; Pectinida; Pectinidae.
AAUUUUUAAUAAGACCUUAAUUUAUUUUCAUUUCAAAAUAUAUUGUACUGUGGGUGUGCUUUUGAAGGUGAAGGUCCUUUCAUAUCCGCGUUCAACGACGAAGUCUCACGAAGCACACCACCAUGGAAAACUUGAAACCAUUCAAACAUUUUGCAACAGAUGCUAUUCAUGCUGGACAGGAACCAGAACAGUGGAAAUGCAAAGCUGUUGUACCUAUGAUUUCCAUGUCAACAACAUUCAAACAAGAGGGACCUGGACAACAUUGUGGAUAUGAGUACUCCCGAAGUGGCAAUCCUACUCGUAAUUGUUUAGAAAAAUGCAUUGCUGCUUUAGAGGGGGCCAAGCUUGGAAUGGUGUUUGCCUCUGGUUUGGCCACCACUACUGCCAUCACUCACCUACUCAAACAGGGUGAUCACAUCGUCAGUAUGAAUGAUCUCUAUGGUGGAACAAACAGAUAUUUCAAGAAAGUGGCAUCAAGAAUGGGAAUUGAAACAUCAUUUGUGGAUUGUACUGUUGCCAAGAAUGUUGGUGCUGCAAUCAAACCCAACACCAAGAUGGUAUGGAUGGAGACACCUACCAACCCCACUAUGCAGCUAGUGGACAUUGAAGCAGUGGUCAGUGUGGUCAGAGCCAGCAACCAAGACAUCUUCGUGGUCGUGGACAACACCUUUAUGUCCUCAUACUUUCAGAGGCCGCUCAGUUUGGGAGCUGAUAUUGUGAUGCAUUCCUUGACCAAGUAUAUGAAUGGUCACUCUGAUUCUGUGAUGGGUGCAUUGGCCACUAACAGUGACAAACUUGGUGAAGAGCUACGGUUCCUACAAAAUGCAUUUGGACCAAUCCCAUCCCCAUUUGACUGUUUCUUGGUAAACAGAGGUCUGAAGACCCUCCAUGUUAGGAUGAAGGAACACAUGAAGAAUGGCUUGGCUGUGGCUAAAUUCCUGGAGUCCCAUCGAUGUGUGGAAAAGGUCAUUCAUCCAGGGCUACCAUCUCACCCUCAACAUGAAUUGGCCAAGAGACAGAUGAGAGGUUUCAGUGGAAUGGUUACUUUUUACAUUCGAGGAGGGCUCAAUGAGGCUUCAACCUUUCUGAAAAGACUAAAGGUUUUCACCCUAGCAGAAAGUUUAGGAGGCUUUGAAAGUUUAGCUGAACUUCCUUCUGUGAUGACCCAUGCUUCUGUACCUAUUGAGGAACGGGACCAACUCGGCAUCUCAGACAAUCUCAUCCGCCUAUCUGUCGGACUAGAGGAUGAAGCUGACCUUUUAGCUGAUCUUGAUCAGGCUUUGAAAGCAGCGGUGCUGUAGAUUGAUUGGAUCCAGGUGUCACGUGAGGUUUGACUGUAACAAUGGUGGAUAUUGUCGUUCUACAGUCUACAACAUAAUCCGUGAACUUCUUUCUGUAUAUUGUAGAUGUUAAGAUCUUUAGGAUCUUCCAAAGAAUCACCAUUUCCUGCAGCAUAGGACUUUUACAUCCAGAUAUACAAAAUAGUGCUAUCCUGAUUUAAGUAUACAGACUUAUCUAACCAGAUACAUUAACCAUUCUGGCUACUAAAUUACACAUAUUCCAGUUAUAUUGAUGCAAUUUUCAGUUGGAAAUUUAACAAAUACUUUUGUUUUUGCUAGCACCAUAGCCCCGGCAUCUGUUUCAUCCGUAGACAGCUAGAUAAAAGUUUUCAUAAAGAUACAACUUAGGUAUUUGACGUGUGUUACUUGUGACAAGAUCUUAUCACAACUCCUCUGUUUCACCUUGGCUUAUACACCAACGUUAUUGUAUGACUAAUGUGUAAGAACAUAUGACCGUCUCAGUAGUGUAAAAUGUACUCGGUAUAUUUAUCACUGCUGAGACAACCAGCCGACAGUAACUGGCAUAGUGUGCUGAUCCGAAAGUAACUGUGCUGAUUGUCUCGGCAGUGAAAAAUGUAUGGUCGGCGGCUGAUACUCAGCUGUCUUAUAAGGAAAGUACUUUUCUUUAUAUUCCCAUGAUUAUGAGUUUUAUGAUACCAGCUUAAAUAGAAACGUCUACUCUGUAAAAGCUCACGACAUAUCAUUAUUGAACAUGUGUAGUACAUUCCUUACAACAUUGACACUUACGUUAGAUCCUCAUGUUUGGGUAAAUGUUGGUUAUUUUAGAAAGGUAAAUGAUUAUCAUAAGGAUUGAUUCCUAACACAUGUAUCAUGGCUUUUGGUAAUGGGGCAUAUCAAUGAAAUUAUAUGAAUAUAAUUUUUAGACAUUUCUGAUUUAUUUUAAGUGGAGUUUGAAUUAUCUACUUGCAUCAGAUCUGAUAUAAUUUACAACUUUUAAUUUACUAGUCUAUUGUCUUCAUAGCAUUGUUUUUGAUUUACUUGUUUUGCUUAUAUUUUUUAGAAAAUUUAAUCCUUUUACAACUUUUACAUAAACUAACUGACAUUUUAUAUAUCUUUUGUAGAAUCACUUAAAUGAUAAAAAGUCAACAGAAAAUGUGUGUUUUUAACAACACAGUACUGUUUAAGUUAAGAUGUAAUAUUUGUUCAAUUAUAAAAGAAUCGGUAUAAAUUCAAUUUCAACUAGCACACUAUAAAGUGCAUACUAUAAACAUUAUGGUGAUUUUAAUAUCAAAGAUCACCAUAUAUCCUAAACCUUCACCAUCUUAAGCUCAGAAAACUGGUUCUGGGAUUUUGAAGUGACAAAUCCAUCUUUUUCUAUAAACAGAAAUAUUUUUUUCUUUCACAGAAAUGUCUAAUGCACUUUUCAUGAGUCUGCAUAGACACGGAUAUCCCACUCAUAUUGAGUGUUACUAUGUUAGCCAUCGUGAUUUUAUCAUAAACAGUGUGUGUGUGUGUCAGAAUAAAUUCAAAAGGUUUGAUGGAUUAAUGGAAUAUAUUGAUAGAAGCUGAUGAACUGAGAAAACAAGACUUCAAGUGGAUGUUUUUCACAUGAAAUUGAAAUAAGUUGGGAGUUGAUUUUUUCACUUUACCUCGAAUGUAUGUGAAUUAUUGUGUUAAGCUCAGGCAUAAUAAAACCUUUUUCUUCUUA